Molecule: messenger RNA, 266 nt
Organism: Haemonchus placei
Lineage: Eukaryota; Metazoa; Nematoda; Chromadorea; Rhabditida; Trichostrongylidae
Source: the annotation of a GenBank genome assembly
CACCGCUGUUGGUGUUUGCAUGGGAAGCAGAUUCGUCUGGUGAGAUGCUUGAUUCUAGAGGGUUAUGCAAAUUUGGUAGUGAAGGAGAGGGAGGACACGCAGUCGAAAUACUCGGAGUCAACCUUCUCGAGCGCUCGCUGCCUGCUCUCUGCAUUUUUCUUCUCAUAUGCCGCCAUUUCCACGGCCGAAUCAAACGAAGCCAGAAUUUGGUUGACCGAAAUGGUAGAGGCCGGCGGCUUCGUAGAACGUUUUCUCUAUUAGGAUAA